AUGGGCAAGCAAGAAGAUACCACACUCGACCAACAUGUGUCAGGCCAGGCCAACGGCAAUGGCCUUUCGAAGCCUGCUCACGCACUCACAUUCGCUCAAGUCACCGAAGACAUCAAGGCCAACGCCGAGAAUGGUCUCUCAUCGGCAGAGGCAAAAGAACGACACGGCACAUAUGGCACCAACGAGCUUGGUGACGCCGGAGGUGUUGAGCCUGGAAAGAUUCUCAUCCGCCAAAUUGCAAACGCGAUGACAUUGGUGCUCAUCAUGGCAAUGGUCGUCAGUUUUGCUAUCAAGUCGUGGAUCGAAGGUGGUGUCGUCGCAGCAGUCAUCGGAUUGAACAUCGUUAUCGGCUUCAUGCAAGAGUUCAAGGCUGAAAAGACCAUGGAUUCCCUCAAGUCACUCAGUUCACCUACUGCCAACGCCGUCCGUGACGGAAAGACCGUCAACAUUCCCACAAUCGAAAUCGUUCCUGGCGACAUGGUCGAGAUCAAGACAGGUGACACGGUACCCGCAGAUGUUAGACUUAUCGAGGCAGUCAACUUCGAGACCGACGAAGCUCUCCUGACCGGAGAAUCAUUGCCCGUCAGAAAAGAUGCCGAAGCCGUAUUCGAUGAAGACACUGGCCCUGGAGAUCGCCUCAACGUCGCCUAUUCGUCCUCAGUUGUCACCAAAGGCCGUGCCCGCGGCAUCGUCUACGCUACCGGCAUGUAUACCGAGAUCGGAUCGAUCGCCGCAGCACUUCGCAAGAAGGAUUCAAAAGUCAGACCUGUCAAGCGUAAGGCUGAUGGUACAGCCAGACCUCACAGAUACGCUCAAGCAUGGACUUUGACCUUUUCUGAUGCCGUCGGCCGCUUCCUUGGUAUCAACGUUGGAACUCCUCUCCAGAAACAGCUCUCCAGACUUGCGGUAUUGCUCUUCUUCGUUGCUGUCAUCUGUGCCGUUAUUGUCGAAGCCGCCAACGACUUCAGCAGCCAACAGGAAGUCAUCAUCUAUGCUGUCGCCACUGGUCUCAGUAUGAUUCCCGCAUCUCUUGUCGUUAUUUUAACCAUCUGUAUGGCCGCUGGUACCCGAAGAAUGGUUGAGCGUCACGUCAUCGUCAGAAAUCUGCGCUCUCUCGAGGCUCUUGGUGGUGUCACAGAUAUUUGCUCUGACAAAACCGGCACAUUGACCCAGGGCAAGAUGUUGGCCAAGAAGGCCUGGAUCCCCGCUAAGGGUACAUACUCCAUCGGAGAGACCGAUGAAACUUCCAACCCCACUGUUGGCGACCUCCAGUUCAGCCCCGAAGAACCAAGGAACAUCAAAGCUGGCGAAGAGAAGUACGACGUUGUCGCUUACGAUGAUGAACUCAAGGACAACGAACACCUUGCACACUUCCUCAGAGUAGCAGCCCUAGACAAUCUCGCCAUUGUUCAAAAAGAUGAAGACGACAAAUGGACUGCCCGUGGUGACCCCACCGAGAUCGCCAUUCAGGUAUUCGCCGCCCGCUUUGGCUGGAACAGAUCGACUUUCAUUUCGGGGAAAACCCCCUUGUGGAAGGAGAUCGCCGAGUUCCCCUUUGAUUCUGAUGUCAAGAAGAUGUCCGUCAUCUUUGAAGAAGCUGCUACUGGCAAGAAGCAGAUAUUUACCAAGGGCGCUGUCGAGCGUGUCAUCGGCUCCUGUACCCAUCUCUACCAAGAUGAGUCUGGUAGCCCUGUCAAGAUGACUGAAGCCAUUCAAGAAGACAUUCUGCAAAACAUGGAGGCCAUUGCCUCGCUUGGACUGAGAUGUCUGGCUCUGGCUAGCAAGGACUUUGAAGGCGAAAUCAAGAAGGACGAAGAGGUUGACCGUAACUCUAUCGAAAAUGGUCUCACCUUCAGAGGUCUUGUCGGCCUCUACGAUCCUCCUCGUCCAGAGUCUGCCUCUUCCGUCCGCCAGGCUCACGAAGCUGGUAUUAUUGUCCACAUGUUAACUGGCGAUCACAAGGGCACUGCACAAGCGAUUGCCGCCGACGUUGGCAUUCUUCCCACUCACAUGAAAGACCUGUCCAAGGAAGUCUUGGAUGCUAUCGUUAUGGAAGCCAGUGGCUUCGACAAGCUCAGCGACGAUGAAAUUGACGCACUCCCUGUUCUUCCACUGGUCAUUGCACGCUGCGCUCCCAACACCAAGGUUCGCAUGAUCGAGGCUCUACAUAGACGCAAGGCUUUCGCCGCCAUGACUGGUGAUGGUGUCAACGAUUCUCCCUCUCUUAAGCGCGCUGAUGUUGGCAUCGCCAUGGGUCUAUCUGGCUCUGAUGUCGCCAAGGACGCCUCCGACAUUGUUCUGACCGACGACAACUUCGCCAGUAUCCUCAACGCUGUUGAAGAAGGUCGUCGCAUGUUCGACAACAUUCAAAAGUUUAUUCUCCAUCUUCUCUCUCAGAACAUCGCGCAGGCACUUAUUCUGCUCAUCGGUCUCGUCUUCAAGGAUCUCGACAAUCUUUCUGUCUUCCCCAUCUCACCCGUUGAGAUUAUGUGGAUCAUUAUGAUCACCAGUUCAUUCCCUGACAUGGGUUUGAGUUUCGAGGAAGCCGUACCAGAUGUCAUGCGUCGUCCUCCCCAAAGUCUCAAGCGUGGUGUCUUCACCUUUGAAGUCCUUAUCGACAUGCUUGUCUACGGUAUUUGGGUUGCAGCACUCUGUCUGUGCUCUUUCUGCCUCGUUCUUUAUGGCUUUGAGGAAGGCAAUCUCGGUCGUAUUCCUGCCACUGGCUGCAACAACUCGUGGUCUCCAGAGUGCGAUGUCGUCUUCCGUGCUCGUUCGACCUGUUUUGCAACUCUGACCUGGUUCUCGCUCUUCCUCGCUUGGGAGAUGAUUGACCCUCGUCGCAGCUUCUUCCGCAUGAAGCCCGACUCUGAUCGCAUCCUUACUCAAUGGAUGUUCGAUGUCUGGCGCAACAAGUUCUUGUUCACUGCUGUCGUUGUGGGCUUCGUCCUCAUCUUCCCCGUCCUCUACAUCCCUGUCAUUAACCACGAUGUCUUCCGUCACACCGGAAUCUCGUGGGAGUGGGGUAUUGUCUUCAUCGCUACCCUCAUCUUCUUUAUUGGCAUUGAAUCCUGGAAGUGGGCCAAGCGUAUCUAUUUCCGCCACCAGGCAGCAAAGGCUGGACCUGAGGCUCAAGACGUUGAGACUGCCAUCUUUGGCAAGUACAUGCGCGACCUCACACCUGUUGGUAGCUGGUCACAGUCAACCAUGAAGGAGGAGGUUUGA
This is a messenger RNA of Aureobasidium subglaciale EXF-2481, 3222 nucleotides long. RefSeq lists its product as uncharacterized. Gene Ontology annotation, cellular component: plasma membrane. Gene Ontology annotation, molecular function: ATP binding; ATP hydrolysis activity; P-type calcium transporter activity. The record is from RefSeq and is a predicted model, not a curated record. Bases 1 to 3222 code for a protein of 1073 amino acids. NCBI's taxonomy places the organism in Eukaryota, Fungi, Ascomycota, Dothideomycetes, Dothideales, Saccotheciaceae. Gene Ontology annotation, biological process: calcium ion transmembrane transport; intracellular calcium ion homeostasis. The transcript is spliced from 3 exons.